AUGUGCCAAGCUUGGACGACAAAAUUGGAAGGUCAGAUCCACUCCUACAACCUGGUGACCCGGACUGAGUACCUGAGCACCUGGGAGGGGACUGCCGCUGAAGAUGACCAAUACCUGGGUUACUCCGUGGCUGUUGGCAACUUCAAUGGUGACGACAAGGAGGAUGUAGCCCUCGGCGUGCCCAAGGGUCUGAACUACACUGGCAAGUCGCUGCAGAGACAACCAAGACGACAGGACAAAGAGGAGGAGGAGGAGGAGAUUAACACAGGGAACAAGAAGAGGAAGAGGAAGAACAGGAAGAAGAAGAACAAGAACAGGAGGAGGAAGACAGCAUCGGCUCGGAAGAACGCAAAGAGGAGGAACGAAAGAAGAAGAGGAGGAGGAGGAGGAAGAGGAAAUAGAAGAUACUCACAGACGAAGAGGGAGGUAAGGAGCGAGAAAAAGAAGGGAGAGAAGGAAAACAGAAGGAUAAGAAAACACGAAGAGGAGGAGGAAAAAGUCACAGCCAAAGAAGAACCAAAAGAAGAGGAGGAAGAACAGGAAACAUGGCAGGGGUGGUUCGAAAAUACAGGAUUUCUCUUCCAGCCCAAGACAGGUUACCAAAACCUUAGCCUCCCUUCCGUAAGCCCAGAUCGCCCCUCCUAUGGCAGCUACUCCCUGGCACUUGGGCACUUCCGGGGGAGUGCCAAAAGCUGGGACGUGGCAGUGGGUACGCCUAGAGGGCCAAAUGCCACUGGAAGUCUCACUGGGAAGGUGGCUCUCUUCACAGACCAGCUGACGCCCAUCCAGAACAUCACAGGAUACCAGCUGGGGUCCUACUUUGGGUACUGUCUGGCGGUUCUGGAUUUCAACAACGAUGGAUUGGAUGACAUCGUUGUUGGAGCGCCUCUCUACACGGAUUAUAAGGACAGGGAAAUGAAGUUUGAAGUUGGCAGAGUGCAUGUGGUGCUACAGAACAGACUGCAUCGGUUCCGGCAAGUGGUGACCUUUACCGGUGAGGUCAGUCAGGGUCGCUUUGGCCUGUCAUUGACCAGCCUUGGCGACAUCAACAAGGAUGGACUGAUGGACCUUGCCGUGGGUGCACCAUAUGGAGGGCCGGAUGGUAGUGGCGCCGUGUUCAUUUACAACGGCUUUGAAAUUCACACGGGCGAGGAGAUUGACGACCACCUCAAGAAACCCAGCCAGGUUAUCUUGGCCCGGGACGUUGGUUUGGGUGUCCCAAUGGCCUCGUUUGGCUGGGCGCUCUCUGGUGGGCAGGACAUUGAUGGGAACCAGUACCCGGAUCUCCUGGUGGGCGCUACACAUGCUAACGCUGCUGUUGUGCUGAGGUCUCGUCCCAUCGUGUCCCUGCUCAACCACUCCCUCACCUUCCUCAUGGACUCCGAGGACAUUGACGUGGAGGCAACAUCGCGCAUCAACCGAGAGAAGGACUGCAAGACUCGUACUGGUCGCCUUGUGUCCUGCGUUGACCUCCAGUUCUGUGUUGGCUAUGGGGGUCUGGCAGUGCCUGAGCAGAUAGAGCUGGAGGUGAAGUAUCAGCUGGAUGGUCAGGUGAAGGACCCUCGGCUGUUCUUCCACGCCACAGACAAGCAGGGACUCAGCGAGCGACUCUCCUUGGGCCGAGGCAGAGUCAGGUGCAGGACUCACAAGACUUACGUGUCGCCCUCCCUGACGGACAAGCUCAACCCCAUCGGUGCUGAGGUUCGCCUGGCACUGGUGGAGGGCCAGAGUGCCACCUUGAGAGUGCCACGCGCAACCAUUCCGCCGGUGCUCAACCAGAAACAGAAUUUGAGCCUCAACAGCAGCAUGACCAUCAAGAACAACUGUGGACCUGACAACCUGUGCGUCCCUGACCUGGAGUUGACCUUUGAAGCGCCCGAUACCUUUGUGUUCGGCAAGGGGGAGCAGCUGGAGGUCUCGGUGCGGGUCAUGAACCAUGGCGAGGAUGCGUACCAGGCUAAGGUGUUCUUGCCUCAGCCUCCGGGCCUCCAGUACACCAUCGUGGAGAGCCGGGACAACACCUCUGCCGUCACAUGUUCCCCAAGGCACCAGGGCGGGGAGACAACGCUUGUCUGUGACAUCGGCAACCCCCUCAAGAUGCAUACUGGGGUCCACUUCGCAGUCUUCUUCCAGCAACAGUUAUCUUCCCUUGCCGACCGCCGCCUGGUGUUCCAAGUGGCCACCAACACCACCAACGCAGAGUACGAUAGGACGCUCGAGGACAACUUCGUGCGCAAGACUGUCAUGGUGGAGGUGGAUGUGGACCUGGAGCUGUUUGGGUCGUCCACUCCUGAGAACAUUGCCUACAACGCAAGCCUGUACGGAACAUACAGCCUCCUGCAUGAGGAGGACCUGGGGCCAGAGAUCCUGCACACCUUCGCACUCUCCAACGAAGGGUCGUCACAGAUCACAGAGACCGAGUUUGUCAUCCUGUGGCCCACCAAGACCCUAAGUGGUAAUCAUUUGCUGUACCUUUUGGAGCAACCUCAUGUCACAGGGCCAGCAUCGUGUAGUGUUGUGCCAGAUGUCAACCCCCUACAGCUGGAGCUGAAUCAAGAAACUUCAACAACAAAACUUCUCAGACUUCACAGUGAGAAGAAAGGAGGAGGAGGAGGAGGAGGAAGAAUUGAGGGCAGUGUAGUAAUUGAAGGAGAAACAAGUUACUCACAGGAAGGAGGAGUGGUAGAAGGAGGAGGAGGAGGAGGAGGAGUGGUGGUGAAGGAGGAGGUAGGAGGAGAGAGGAGAGAAGAAGGAGGAGGAGGAGGAAAAACAACAUACUAUGAAGAAUCAUCCUUCACCACAUACACCACAGGAGGAGAAGGAGGAGGAGGAGGAGGAGGAGGAAACUACUCAAGCUCCUCCUCGACGUAUUCCUCCUCUUCCUCAUCAUCCCGAACAUUUACCUCCUCCUCCUCUUCCUCCUCUUCCUCUUCCUCUUCCUCCCAAGAUGCCUCUUCUGAUCUUCUCUCAAGGAGGACAAGGCAAGCGGACUACUCAGAAGAAUGGGAGAAGGAGAUCAACAACUGCGGCCUCACCAAGUGCACCAAGAUUCACUGUGUCGCUGGACCUCUGACUGAACGGGACAUUGCCUACGUUUACGUCCGCUCCCGUCUCUACCUCAGGACACUGGAGGAGUACCCCUACCAGGAUGUCAGCAUUUCCAGCCGAAUGGUCUCGCGAGUCACCGCUCUUCCGCAUGGCAUUGACCCCAAGGAAGUCCCGAUCCGCACCAAGGACGUGACCACCCCCGUCUCCCCUGCCAAGUCCCUGGACACAGCCCCAAGCAUUCCGUGGUGGGUCAUCGUGCUGUCCAUACUUGCUGGGUUCCUUAUCCUCCUCUUCAUCAUCCUGCUGCUAUGGAAGCUCGGAUUCUUCAAGAGGCAGCGGCCCAAGUCUACAGCCUCUUAAAACACACACACACACACACACAGAGAAACACCUACACACACAUACAUACAUACAUACAUACAUACAUACAUACAUAAGAGAUACUGGUUUACAUAUAUAUAGUAGUAUUUAUAUUAACAGAGAGACAAAUAACACACACACACACACACACACACACACACACACACACACACACACACACACACACACACACACACACACUUCCUCUCCUUCCCUACAUUUCCCUUCCCUUCCCUUCUCUUUCAUGGUGUGUGUGUGUGUGUUUGUCUGUCUGUCUGUCUGUCUGUGCCUAUCUGUGUGUGUGUGUGUGUGUGUAUUCUUUUUCACACUAACCUGACAUUUUUUAUAAUUUAUUUUCAGAUUUUUUCACAUUUUAAUGUUUUGCUAAUACCCUUUUAUUUCUGUAGUUAAUUAUUUACACUAUUAAUUUAUUUAUAACUCUUGCUCUCUCUUCCAUUUUGUAGUUCAUUAUUUAUUUAUUUUUCCGGAACAGGACGUUUCGGGAUCUUACAUUUAUAGAUAUUUUUUUGAGAUUACGUAUUUAUAAUUAAUAUUUGUACAUAUGUGUGUGUAUGCAUGUAUGUGUUCAACUACACACACACACACACACACACACACACACACACACACACACACACACACACACACACACACACACACCAAGAAAGUAAUAAAAGAGAAGGAUAGGAAGGAAAAACAAAGGAAGGAAAAGAAAAACAGAAAUAAAAGAAGGAAAAUAUACACACACACACACACACACACACAUACACUCACACA
Eriocheir sinensis (Chinese mitten crab) is the source of this 4185-nucleotide messenger RNA. Its product is annotated as integrin alpha-PS2-like. NCBI's taxonomy places the organism in Eukaryota, Metazoa, Arthropoda, Malacostraca, Decapoda, Varunidae. The record is from RefSeq and is a predicted model, not a curated record. The transcript has 20 exons. Gene Ontology annotation, biological process: cell adhesion mediated by integrin; cell-cell adhesion; cell-matrix adhesion. Bases 1 to 3408 code for a protein of 1135 amino acids. Gene Ontology annotation, molecular function: integrin binding. Gene Ontology annotation, cellular component: integrin complex; external side of plasma membrane.